AUGGACUCUGCGCUCAAGGCCAAGCUGACUGAGAUCUUGGAUAGUGCGACUCAGAAGGGGCUUUUGAGUUCCAUGGAAGUCGUAUACGCUUUACUCAAGGAACAUGGCUACAUGUACCAGUUACAUGUACAUAGCAAGCUGAUCGGAGUACAUCAGGGCAACCGCGACGGAUUCGGAAUCGACCCUGAGCACUGCCACGCACUUGUGGACCGUUUCCACGACCUUGGAUUUGUGCCUUCUGCUGGAAGAUACAUUGCAGUUGAGAUCCCCAUGGGACCUGAAGGUGAGGUCACUCGAGAGUUCAACAAACAGCUGGCAGCUUCAUCCAAGGAUCUGCUGCCGCCUGUCAAUGACAUCUUGAAGUAUGCCUCAAUCAGCGGAAGCCACAGCAACAUGGUCCUUCGCUUGUGGCACUACAGCUGCAAGCACGGGCAGAACCUUCUCAGCGUUGAUCAGCUACGUGCACACGACCCUGUCUACGCCUCAGCGGUGGAGCAAGGGCUUCAGUGGGAAGUCGUGUCUGCUGAGAUUACCCAGUGUUUUCCGAGCUUCGUUUCUCUAGCACAAUCUGCUCAGAACUCAAUUGCUCAAGUGUGCCAGCAGGAGACAGAGCUUCAGCUUUGCAAGCGUGUGAAGGCCUGCAUUCGAAGCGAUGGCUCAAUCGCGAAAUAUGAAGACAUCGCCCCCAUCAUUUUGAGGUCGCAGCCACCCAACCCGGGCAUUGUACCGUAUCUGAUGAAGUUUAUCAUGCGGUUUGGCUGUGCUGGAGACAUGAUGGAGCUCACCGAAAGCUUUGUGAGAACAAAUGGCGCCUCUGGCAGAUCGUUGGGCAUUGACAUGUGGGAUUGCCUUUCAAUGGAAGUGAAGCACCGCGACCAAGAGCAACUCAUGCUCUGGCGGCAAGCCUUUUUGAAGGCCUUGUUGUGCCACCAUGAGAAGUUGCUUUCCGUCAGUGACCUCCGCAAAAGCUUGAUUUCCAAAGAUGUUCUCCGCAAGAUCUUGACGUUCGAGGACAUGCUGGUCAACCUGAAGGCUCAUGGUGCAAAGUUCACGGACUUGACCUCAUACCAGCUGUUGCAAGGCCAUGGCAUCUUUGAAGUGAAAGCUGUGGUUCUGAUCGUAGGCAAGAAGUCGAAGGAACCUGAUGCGCUCUUCUUGAAAGUUGAGACUUUAGAAGAUGCUGCGUUUCAAUGCCACGAGUAUUGGAGCCGCGACUUCGACGAAGCUGGCAAGCUCAAGGGGACUGCCAAGAUUGAGGAAAAGUUCCAGAUCGGCGACGUGAUCUAUCGUGCAGCAGACGAGCAGCAAGGAAAAAUCAUUGCCAUGCAUCCGCUGCAUGUAGAGUUGCAAGCAGAUGACGGUCAUGUGUACAAGGUGACCGCAGAUGACUUGCUGAAUGGACCAGAGUGGAAGAAGGUAGCAGAGAAGAAGCCCAUGGUCCCAGUGGCGGAUCCUGAGAAGUGGCUCUUGGAGAUGGCCAUUGCACAGGUCAAAGCCGAAAUGACAGUCAGGCUUCUAGAAGAAGGCACGAAGCUGCAGGGUUCUCUUGCGAAGCUUGAGAUGUACUCCAAGCCCAAGGGUGUUUUCAGUGCUGCAGCGUCGGCAAAGGGAAAGCUUUGCUUGGCACCCUUGACCAACCGGCUUGAGUUGCAGCUCGUUGCUGACAAGAAGCCGCCGCCAACGGGUUCAAUUCUCAUGUGCGAACACAAGGUCGAUGG
Messenger RNA from Durusdinium trenchii, 1718 nucleotides. NCBI's taxonomy places the organism in Eukaryota, Dinophyceae, Suessiales, Symbiodiniaceae. The record is from the annotation of a GenBank genome assembly.